Messenger RNA from Dipodomys ordii (Ord's kangaroo rat), 1901 nucleotides. RefSeq names its product cholinergic receptor, muscarinic 1 (gene Chrm1). The transcript has 4 exons. Lineage: Eukaryota; Metazoa; Chordata; Mammalia; Rodentia; Heteromyidae. The coding region runs from base 516 to 1898 and encodes 460 amino acids. Gene Ontology annotation, molecular function: G protein-coupled serotonin receptor activity; G protein-coupled acetylcholine receptor activity. Gene Ontology annotation, biological process: cognition; regulation of locomotion; adenylate cyclase-inhibiting G protein-coupled acetylcholine receptor signaling pathway. Gene Ontology annotation, cellular component: synapse; plasma membrane; dendrite. The record is from RefSeq and is a predicted model, not a curated record.
CCAGUCUGUGUGCUGUGGGUGUGGGUGUUUGUCUCCCUGUAUCCGCCUUCUCUCCCAUCCUGGACUUUUAGCCUUCCGGGCUCACCCCUCCUCAUGUCUUGCCUCCUCCCUCACGGGGUUCAAAGUGGGUGCCCUGGUGGAUGAGAGGGACACACUCCAGGACCUAUUCCAACCCCAGAUGCUGCCUGAGGCUUCCCUACAGCUCCCCCUCCCUUCCUUUCCUCUCUUUUCCUCCCUCCCUCUCUUUCCCUUCCUCCUCCCCCCCCUCAAGGCUGGCGUGCCAGGGGGUGGGACAUGCCAAUCACUGGCUGUGCCUCUCCCGCUGCCAGCGCAGGGCGCAGCUCCCCCCGGGGAGCCAGGUGUUUGGGUCCCAGAAGACACCAACGGCCCCGGAGAAGCAGAUGAGCUAAAGACCCUACAGACCCUUCUCCAACCCCAUGGUGAAGCCCCUUCUCUGAGGAAACGCUCACUGUGACUGGAGGAAGGGGCUCUGGCUCUCAUCCCACCCAGCCAUCAUGAACACCUCAGCGCCCCCUGCCGUCAGCCCCAACAUCACCGUCCUGGCACCGGGAAAAGGUCCCUGGCAAGUAGCCUUUAUUGGGAUCACCACGGGCCUCCUGUCUUUGGCCACAGUGACAGGCAACCUGCUGGUUCUCAUCUCCUUCAAGGUCAACACCGAGCUCAAGACGGUCAAUAAUUACUUCCUGCUCAGCCUGGCCUGCGCAGACCUCAUCAUUGGCACCUUCUCCAUGAACCUCUACACCACAUACCUGCUCAUGGGCCACUGGGCCCUGGGCACACUGGCCUGUGACCUCUGGCUGGCCUUGGACUAUGUGGCCAGCAAUGCCUCCGUCAUGAAUCUGCUGCUCAUCAGCUUUGAUCGCUAUUUCUCGGUGACCCGGCCUUUGAGCUACCGUGCCAAGCGCACCCCUCGCCGGGCAGCUCUGAUGAUCAGCCUGGCCUGGCUGGUUUCCUUUGUCCUCUGGGCCCCGGCUAUCCUCUUCUGGCAGUACCUGGUAGGGAAGCGGACAGUACUGGCCGGGGAGUGCUACAUCCAGUUUCUCUCCCAACCCAUCAUCACCUUCGGCACAGCCAUGGCCGCCUUCUACCUCCCCGUCACAGUCAUGUGCACGCUCUACUGGCGCAUUUACCGGGAGACGGAGAACCGGGCCCGGGAGCUGGCGGCCCUGCAGGGCUCUGAGACCCCAGGCAAAGGGGGUGGCAGCAGCAGCAGCUCCGAGAGAUCUCAGCCAGGGGCAGAGGGCUCCCCAGACACCCCUCCGGGCCGCUGCUGUCCAUGCUGCCGGACCCCCAGGCUGCUGCAGGCCUACAGCUGGAAAGAGGAAGAGGAAGAGGACGAAGGCUCCAUGGAGUCCCUCACCUCCUCCGAGGGAGAGGAGCCUGGCUCCGAAGUAGUGAUCAAGAUGCCCAUGGUGGACCCUGAAGCCCAGGCUCCCACCAAACAGCCCCCCAAGACCUCCCCGAAUACAGUCAAGAGGCCCACCCGGAAAGGGAGGGAUCGAUCGGGCAAAAGCCAGAAGCCCCGUGGGAAGGAGCAGCUGAGCAAGCGGAAGACUUUCUCCCUGGUCAAGGAGAAGAAGGCGGCUCGGACCCUGAGUGCCAUCCUGCUGGCCUUCAUCCUCACCUGGACACCCUACAACAUCAUGGUGCUGGUGUCCACGUUCUGCAAGGACUGCGUCCCCGAGACCCUGUGGGAGCUGGGCUACUGGCUGUGCUACGUCAACAGCACCAUCAACCCCAUGUGCUACGCACUCUGUAACAAAGCCUUCCGGGACACCUUCCGCCUGCUGCUGCUCUGCCGCUGGGACAAGCGACGCUGGCGCAAGAUCCCCAAACGCCCCGGCUCUGUGCACCGCACCCCCUCCCGCCAAUGCUGAUGG